This is a messenger RNA of Sinocyclocheilus grahami, 1670 nucleotides long. RefSeq names its product lysophosphatidic acid receptor 2b (gene lpar2b). Gene Ontology annotation, cellular component: membrane. The coding region runs from base 199 to 1311 and encodes 370 amino acids. The transcript is spliced from 6 exons. NCBI's taxonomy places the organism in Eukaryota, Metazoa, Chordata, Actinopteri, Cypriniformes, Cyprinidae. Gene Ontology annotation, biological process: G protein-coupled receptor signaling pathway. The record is from RefSeq and is a predicted model, not a curated record. Gene Ontology annotation, molecular function: lysophosphatidic acid receptor activity.
AGCAGCAGCACAGGUGAGUGCGGAGAGAGCACGCGCGGAGCAGCGGCGAGAGGUUCGGUUCGGUUCGGUGCGGCUGAGCGGAGGACACCUAGAUCUGGUUCAGACGGACCUGCUCCAUAUGCCUCCAUGAAUGACCUCUGACCCGUGAAGCCCCGCCCCUCCAGUCCCGUGUAAUCACGCGCUUCCCCUGGCGUCACGAUGGUUUGCCAUGACAACGAGAGCGUGAAGUUCUUCUACGACAUCAGCAAGAAGAAUAUCAGCGAAACGUGGCAGACUAAAGACUUAGUGGUGGUUUCUCUGGGCCUGCUGGUCUGUUCUUUCGUCAUCUUCGCCAACAUCCUGGUCAUGCUGGCCAUCUUCAUGAACCGCAGGUUCCACUACCCCAUCUACUACCUGCUGGGGAACCUGGCGGCGGCCGACCUGUUCGCCGGCGUCUCCUACAUGUACCUGAUGUUCCACACGGGCCCCUGGACCAGCAAGCUCUCCAUCGGUCAGUGGUUUGUGCGGCAGGGUUUGAUCGACACCAGUCUGACGGCAUCGGUCAUUAAUCUGAUGGCCAUCGCGCUGGAGCGCCACCAGACCAUUUUCACCAUGCAGCUGCACAGCAAAAUGACCAACCACCGGGUGGUGCUGCUGAUCAUCGGCAUCUGGCUCAUCGCCAUAGUGCUGGGUUUGGUGCCCUCUAUGGGAUGGAGCUGCGUGUGCAACACCAUGGAGUGCUCAAACAUGGCACCGCUCUACAGCCGCAGCUACCUGGUGUUCUGGGCCGUGCUCAACCUGCUGACCUUCACCAUCAUGGUGGCUGUCUACACGCGCAUCUUCAUCUACGUGCACCGCAAGAGCCACCGCAUGAGCCAGCACACCUCGCAGAUCAAGCACAAGGAGACGGUGGUCAACCUGAUGAAGACCGUCGUCAUGAUCCUGGGUUGUUUCGUGGUGUGUUGGACGCCGGGGCUGGUUCUGCUUCUCCUGGACGGUUCGUGUGAGUCCUGCGACGUCCUGACCUACGAGAAGUUCUUCCUGGUGCUGGCCGAGUGCAACUCCUUCAUGAACCCCAUCAUCUACUCCUACCGCGACAAGGACAUGCGCGACACCUUCAAGCGCAUCCUCUGCUUCCCGUGUGUGGGGUCGCAGCAGGAGGGCGAGCACUCGGGCGCGCACUUCAACACCCUCGAGCAAGAGCGGAGACGGCGCGUGCUGCAGGAGUCAUGGGUUGCUCGUAGGGCUCGUGAUGGAGACGGCGCGCCGGCUAACGGAGGACGGCUCGUGCUGAAGGAGGCGGAGAACAUGCUGGACUCCACUGAGAGCUGAGGGCCCCGCAGCAGCGCUCUGAUUGGCCGAGUCAGCUGUCAGUCACUCUGUGUGUUUAGACCAGCGUCGGAUGAAGAGACCCUGCGCUUGAGCUCGAACUGUGAACCAGUUAGUUGUAAAUAUGGUUUUUAUUUAAAGUCUUGCGUGUUUUUGUGUUGUACUUGAAAACGCACGACUGGCAUCUGAUCAAACAGACAUUAGUUGUGUUUUUAGCAGCACUGCAGUCGUCUGAACCAGCACGGAUGACUUUUCAGAGAAAGCCAAUAUGCAAACACCUUCUUUUAUUUAAACAUUUUAGAAUUAAAAUGAAAUAAAUCAAUGUUGUGUAGUUGAAUAAACCUUGCUUCAAGUUUUUCCAA